Gopherus flavomarginatus (Mexican gopher tortoise) is the source of this 2780-nucleotide messenger RNA. RefSeq names its product proline and serine rich 3 (gene PROSER3). The transcript has 12 exons. The record is from RefSeq and is a predicted model, not a curated record. Bases 134 to 2359 code for a protein of 741 amino acids. Lineage: Eukaryota; Metazoa; Chordata; Testudines; Testudinidae.
CGGGGGAAAAAUCCCGGACAGCGUGGUGCAUUAUGGGAUACACGCCCAGUUCUCCCGCCACCGGCUUUACCCGUCAUGCCUGGCGGCCGUUGCUAGCACGGCUCUGUUCUCUGUCCAGGGGAGCCCCUUCGCCAUGAAGAGCCCAGCCCGGAGCCACUACCACCCCUCACCUACCCGCCUGCCCGGCCCACAGCACCAGUGCAUGACCCUGAGCCCGGCCCGCCUGCUGACCGGUGUCCCUGCCCUCGCCCUGCACCAACGGCGACCCCCUGAGCCCACGGCCUCCAGCCCCCCAGAUCUCAGCUUCCUGCAGGGUCCCACCUGCCGGGGGACAGCUCUGGACUCGGAGUCCACCAACCCCUUCCCCGAAUCGUGGCCCUCAACCGAGCGCAGCUCCCCUAGCACCCCCCAGGAGUCGCCAGCCUUGAGGCUAGGGGGCCCAGGGGCUGCCUCAGCCCAGGAUGGGGAGUCCAUCAUUGCCAAGUACAUAGAGCGUUUCCGCCAUGGGCAGCCGAGCAGCCGCAGCCAGCGCCAAGUGCCCCCCAUCUCCACAGCCAGGGAGUUCUGGUGGUUGGAGCCAGCACCUCCCUCUGACAGCUCCACCCCGAAAGGGGGGACAAAGCCAGACUGUACCAAGCUGGAAGAGGUCAGGCCAGAAUGGGUGCUUGUCAGCCCCCCACUGCGCCCCAUGGGAGCCCCCUCAGAUACCUCCCCGCUGGACUCCCCUGACCCCGACAGCCACAGCCUGCAGGAGAGAGCCACCCGGCUGCUGCUGAGAAGUGAGUCCUCCCUGAGCAGCACCAUCCCCGUCAGUUCUGAGGGGCUGCACUCCACACCUCCAUCGAGCACCGCGGACUCGGACCAGGCGCUUCCCAGCCCCUCUCACCUCUCCCUACCGGAGCCCUCCCCAGAGCCCUGGCCUCCUGCCCGUAUCCCACAAUGCUCCUCUUCCAUUCGGCCAGAGGAUGACAUCCUGUUUCAGUGGCGCCUGCGUCGGAAGAUGGAGCAGGCAAGCCAGGCUGACAGGUCGCUGCCCCUGCUGGACUGGAGGACUCAGCUGGCCUGGGGCCCAAGGAUGGGCCAUGGGGCAUGCAUGGCACAUCCUGGCGUUGGGCUGCUGCCAGGUGCAGUGGCAUGGAGGAGCAGAGAUGGUGCUGCAUUCCCAGCACCUGCUGCCCAGCCAGAAGUCAGAUCUGGCCUGGAGUGGGCACCAGGACCCUCUGCUCUUCGCCAAGAGAUGGGGCACCCCCUGGAGGUGCCCUUCCUGAGUGCUAAACCAGCUGUGGGGCAGAAUCCCAUAGCUGUCCACGUCUUGGGGCAGCUGGCAUCUGCUGCCACCCCCUCCAGCACACCACAGCCUGAGGGAAAUGGAGGAGGAGCUGCAGAGAGGUGGAGCUCCAAGGAUGCUCGGCAGGUAAUGGGACCAGCGGAACAUCCCGCCUCCCAGGAUUCUCAGCAGGGAGCAGGACUGGCAGAGCAGCCCAUCUCCCAGGAUGCUCGGCGGGCAGCAGGACCAUCGGAGCAGCCUGUCUCCCAGGAUGCUCGGUGGGCAGCAGGACCAUCUGAGCGGCCUGUUCCGCAGGAUGCUCGGCGAGCAGCGGGACCGGCGGAGCAGCCUGUCUCCCAGGAUGCUCGGCGGGCAGCGGGACCGGCGGAGCGGCACGGCUCCCGGGAUGCUCGGCGGGCAGCGGGACCGGCGGAGCGGCACGGCUCCCGGGAUGCUCGGCGGGCAGCGGGACCGGCGGAGCGGCACGGCUCCCGGGAUGCUCGACGGGCAGCGGGACCGGCGGAGCGGCACGGCUCCCGGGAUGCUCGACGGGCAGCGGGACCGGCGGAGCGGCACGGCUCCCGGGAUGCUCAGCAGGGAGCCUGGGCAGUGGGUGUGGCACAGCACAUGCCUAAAGAGACCGAGUGGCCUUCCAAGCCUCAGCUGUUGCGAGGCAGAGCUGCCACGGAGCCAGAGGCAACCCCCAGCUGGAGCAGGAGAGGCAGGAAGGGGGAAUCAUCCAUCCACGGUGUCCUGGGGCAGGUGAUCUCUGAGAGGCUGUUCUCCUCCCCAGCAUCCCACUCUCCCACCAGGGGAUGCCAGUCAGGGGAGGGAGCAGUCUCCCCUCCAGAGCAUAGUGCAGCAGAGAAGCUCCCGGCCCCUGGUUCCCAGCACCCACAGCUGCUGCAGCUGGCGGUUCAGCUGCUAGAGGAGGCGGAGGAAUCAGAUGGCACUGAAUUCGAGGAGGAUCCACUGCUGGAGGUGCUGCGGGGCCAGCGGGAGGAUCUGCGCAGCCAGCUCCGGGCCGUCGACAUCGCAGUGUCCAGGCUCGUGUCUCAGGGCUUGGCUGAGCCACUCGGCUGCCCCCGCUGACGGUCUCUGGGUCUCCCUCCCUCCUGGCCCUGCUCUGUCUGGAAUCGGCCUGGGGGAGCUGUUAACAAUAUUUUGAGCUGGGGUGACUAGCUGUGAGUCCACGUGCCCCCAUCUCAGGGCCGAGUCAGCCCAGAGCCAGAGGUGGGCAAAUCUGCCAGCUCCCCUCAGGCCAGAUAGGCUACCUAGUGCCGCCUGCACCUCAGCCAGGACCUCGCAUCCCUUGGGGGUGGGUCAUUGGCUCAGUGGGGACACAGUAGGGAGCGAGGUGGGAGCGCUGGCUGUGGGCGGAGCUCCCAGCCCCCCAGCUUGGCCCAGCGAGGGGUGCUCUAGGGCACAGGAGCUGUUCCCUGGCCAGGUGUGGAUGGUUUUUGCUGUUUUCUUAGACAAUGUAAUAAAAGUGGGUUUGCUAAUUGGCAUGGGA